AACUGCUCCAAAGCGCGAGAUAUUUCCCUUAAAUGCAACCUUCACUUCUAUCUGUUGCGCGGCGGCAAUUUUCCCAUCUCCACCAUACGAAAAAGGGCGCCAAGCUGCUAGGGUUUUUGCAAUUACAGAGGCUCUCGACCUCCAAUUAUUCUUCUCGCUAUUCAAUUCCGUCUAAUAAAUCCAUAAGCUAGCUUCGCCUCUGGUAUAUUUAUAGAUAAAGAAAAAUAGGAACAAAAUGGAUUAUGAUGUAGCUGAACAAAAUGAUGGUAACUAUCAACCACUACAGCCGUAUUCAGAAACCCGUGGAGAUAAUAGUGCAGGCCAUGAAUUAAAGCAUUCAAUCGAUGAUUCUUCUGCAGGAAAGCUUUUUGUUGGAGGCAUUGCUUGGGAGACCAAUGAAGAAUCUUUUAGGAAAUAUUUCAGCAGGUUUGGAGAGACAACUGACUGUGUAAUAAUGAUGGAUAAGGUCUCUGGACGGCCGCGAGGAUUUGGAUUUGUAACAUUUGCUGACCCAGAAGUUGUGAAUAAGGUUUUAGAGGAAGACCACAUCAUAGAUGGUAGAAUGGUGGAAGUGAAAAGGACAGUACCUAAGGAGGACAUGCAAGUUAAAGGAGCUCCAAAAACAAAGAAAAUUUUUGUCGGCGGUCUUCCAUUAUCUUUAACCGAAGAUGAGUUGAAGGAAUAUUUUUCUUCUUAUGGCUAUGUUCUGGAGCACCAAAUCAUGCUGGACCGCGAGACUGGUCGGUCCCGAGGCUUUGGCUUCGUGACUUUUGAUAGUGAACAUGCCAUUGAAAAAGUUUUAAACAAUGGCCGUAUGCAUGAAAUCUGUGGCAAACAAGUUGAAAUUAAGAGGGCUGAGCCAAAAAGAGCUGUUGCUGAAUAUGCAAAUGGGAGCAGGCAGUAUCUUGGUGGUAGUGGCUCGAAAUCAUACAGUGGCUUUGGUGGGUCUGAAGGAGGGUUUAGUGGUGGUUAUGGUGGAACGAUGGGUAGAGGGUAUGGCGGAUAUGGUGGUGGUGGUGGUGGCUAUGGUGGUUAUGGAAACAUUGGAGGAAGUUAUGGUGGGGGUGCUGCAGGAUUUUACUCUGGGUAUGGUGGAUAUGGUUAUGGAUUUGGGUUUAGUGGACCUAUGUACGGGGCAGGUGGAUAUGGAGGCACUAGCUAUGCGGCUCCUGGUAGCUAUGGUGGUCCCACUGGGUAUGCUGGCGGUAGAGGAUAUACAAGCGGUGAUGGUAGCUGGUAUGGUGUGGCUAAAGGCGCCGCAUCUGGCAAUGCUAAAGGGUAUGGUGCUGGUGGUAGCACUGGAGGUGCUAAAGCAUAUGGGAAUGGUGGUGCUGCAAGCAGAAGGUUUCAUCCCUAUCAGAAGUGAGACCUUGCUCACGAGUCUGGAGUUGCAAUUGCUUUGACUACUAUUGGCGGGUCCGAGCUAGGUGUAAAACCUUUGCUGCUGAGUUUGUUUCCUUGUGCGGUUGAUGAUUUUCAGUGAAAUGUUGACAGCUUAUUUUGAUUAAGCCUCUGUAGAUGUAUUAGCAUAUUGGUUUUGGGAGAAAUAGUAGUCUUUUGGCUUAACUUUUGCAAGUUGUUUAAUCAUCUCUGUGUAAGGUCAGGAUAGAAGUUACAAACUUUGUUCUUCUGGUGGCACACUCGGAUACAAACUUUUGGUUAGUUGGUAAAUUAGAGUAUGUGCUAUAAACAUAGACACUACUCUGAGAAGUCUCGCUUUUACGUUGUAUAUAAAAAAAUGUGUCCAAGCCAUUGUUUUAUAAAUUGAUGGUUUCAACGAGCUUUUAAAA
Nicotiana attenuata is the source of this 1790-nucleotide messenger RNA. RefSeq names its product heterogeneous nuclear ribonucleoprotein 1-like. Gene Ontology annotation, cellular component: nucleoplasm. Bases 236 to 1366 code for a protein of 376 amino acids. Gene Ontology annotation, molecular function: RNA binding. The transcript has 7 exons. Gene Ontology annotation, biological process: regulation of gene expression. Lineage: Eukaryota; Viridiplantae; Streptophyta; Magnoliopsida; Solanales; Solanaceae. The record is from RefSeq and is a predicted model, not a curated record.